Messenger RNA from Thlaspi arvense, 2229 nucleotides. NCBI's taxonomy places the organism in Eukaryota, Viridiplantae, Streptophyta, Magnoliopsida, Brassicales, Brassicaceae. The record is from the annotation of a GenBank genome assembly.
CAGAGAGAAAGUCUUCUCUUUGACUCUCGACACACACCCAUCAUCUCUCUUGAGAGAGGACAAACUCAAUUGAGAAUCAUUUUAAGUUUUUUUUUCUUUUUCCGUUUGACCCAACAACCGCAAUCGAAGAUAAUCGAAUUUCAACUUCUCAAAUCCUGUCUCUUGCUCCUUUCUCUUAUUUCCAAACCAGUUUGAAGAUAAACUAAAAAAACAGAGGAAAAAACAAAGAUUAAACCCAAAAAACCCAGAUGCCGAUUUUCAUCUCUAAUCUCUCUAUCUCCUCCCUUCAUCUUCUCACUCUUCUUCUUCUUCUACUUCUGGGUUUGUUCUUAAACCCUGUGAUUUCCGAUUCCAGAGGAGCGACCGUGGCUCAGGUAUGCAGCACCAACAGAACAACGCCGCCGCAGCAGAGAACUCUCUUCGUCUCCACUUUCCUCGCCGCCAUGGACGCCGUCUCUCCACUUGUGGAGGCUAAAGGGUACGGAGAAGUAGUCAACGGCGCCGGAAACAUAACCGUCUACGCUUACGGAGAGUGUAUGAAGGAUCUCGACAAGAAAGAUUGCGACUUGUGUUUCGCUCAGAUCAAAGCUAAAGUCCCUAUCUGCUUGCCCUUUCAACGAGGCACUCGUGGUGGUCGAGUCUUCUCCGAUGGUUGCUACAUCAGGUACGACGACUACAAUUUCUUCAACGAGACGUUAAGCCAGCAGGACGACAGGACGGUUUGUGCUGACAAGGAGAUAACCGGAGUAAACCGGACUCUGUUCCGGGAUAACGCGGCGGAGUUAGUGAGGAAUAUGAGCGUGGAGGCGGUGAGGAACGGCGGAUUCUAUGCUGGAUUUGUGGAGAGACGUAACGUGACGGUUCAUGGUUUGGCUCAGUGUUGGGAGCCUCUUAAUCGAAGUGGAUGUGUUGAGUGUUUAGGUCAAGCUUCAGAGAAAAUUGCUUCUUGUUUGGUUAAAGAAGAAGGUCGAGUUCUUAGCGCUGGCUGUUACAUGAGGUUUUCUACUCAGAAGUUUUACAAUAACUCUGGAAAUUCCACAUCAGAUGGAAGAAAUGGUGGUCAUAACCAUUUGGCUGUGAUUUUGGCGGUAACAUCUUCGGUGGUGGCUUUGGUUCUGUUGGUCACUGUUGUUGGUUUCUUGCUUAAAAAGAAACGCGCCAAGAAGCAAAGAGAGAAGAAGCAACUAGGGUCACUAUUCAUGCUUGCCAACAAAUCGAAUCUCUGUUUCUCCUAUGAGAAUCUCGAGAGGGCCACAGAUUACUUCAGCGACAAGAAUAAGCUAGGACAAGGAGGAUCUGGUUCUGUAUUUAAGGGAGUGCUUACUAACGGUAAGACUGUUGCGGUGAAGAGACUGUUCUUCAACACAAAGCAAUGGGUUGAUCAUUUCUUUAACGAAGUCAAUCUGAUUAGCCAAAUCGACCACAAAAACCUUGUGAAGCUCUUGGGAUGUAGCAUAACUGGACCCGAGAGUCUCUUGGUCUAUGAAUACAUUGCAAAUCAAAGCCUCCACGACUAUCUUUUCGGUUUAGGCUACAUGGCGCCAGAAUAUGUGGUACGAGGAAAACUGACUGAGAAAGCAGACGUUUACAGUUUCGGAGUUCUUAUGAUUGAAGUUAUAACCGGAAGACGUAACAAUGCCUUCUCACAAGACGGUAGUUCGAUCCUACAAACGGUAUGGAUUCUGUACGGUACAAGCAAUCUGGUCGAGGUUGUGGAUCCAGUUCUGGGGGAUAACUUCAACAAGAUGGAAGCGUCACGGUUGCUCCAGAUCGGGCUGCUCUGCGUUCAAGCAGCGUUUGAUCAGCGGCCUGCGAUGUCUGCGGUUGUGAGAAUGAUGAAAGGGACUUUGGAGAUUCCAACACCAACGCAACCGCCGUUUCUGAAUCCAGGGAGUGUACUAGAGAUGAGAAAGAUGAUGUCUCCCACGACAGAGUUUCGUCAUCAAGAUCAGUCUCAGUCUUCGGGUUCGAGGAGUAUUAACAACAUAUCUGAGAGUUUCUUCGAACCUAGAUGAGCUUUUAGAUCGGUUUAUAUCAGAAUCUUUUUGUGAUGGCUCUGAAUCUGUGUCAUAUGUACAAAAAAAUGAGAUGCCAAUUUAAUAGUAUGUAACUAAUUAAUGGUAACGUAUGAGCCACGGCAAUGUGCAAGAUAACUAAAUUUUGUAUUAGUUUUAAUUUCACAAAAUUAGUUUCUAAAACAAUUGAAAUGUGCAAGAUACAAUUUCUAAA